Cladocopium goreaui is the source of this 964-nucleotide messenger RNA. Lineage: Eukaryota; Dinophyceae; Suessiales; Symbiodiniaceae. The record is from the annotation of a GenBank genome assembly.
AUGUGGUCGGGUAGUUGGCUUGUGGCGAUCGCCUCUGGCAUUGUGGGUGCUGCAGCAGUGAGUGCGGCACCUCGAAAGCUAUACAAUCUGCACAUGGGACUGAAUCUGGACUUCAACCUUGUGUUUGGAGGACCGGUGGCAGCCUUUGAUUUGGCUGCCCUGUGUUGCGGCGUGGGCGCCGUGCUGUUGAUCCUACAACAGGCCGAUGCCAGACCUCCUGAUCCGGAGUGGCAUGUGGAAGCGACCGUAGGGACCACCCCAGUGCUCAGUCGGAGGAGCCCUGCCAGUUCCGGCCGUCCGGGCCGUUCUGGCAGCUGGAGACGAGGCAUUGAGGUGAUUCUUUUCGGAGCAAUCAUAGCCGCCUUUGAAGGUGCCUUAUUUGUCUUCGUCUUCAGCUGGUCGCCACUGUUGUUGGGUGGUUGGCCGGGUCUGGGACCCCACUUGGGGUUGGUAUUCUCGCUCUUCAUGCUCUGCUGUGCGGGCGGUUCGUUUUGCUUCAAGACUCUGUCAGAGAUCUGGAGCCCGGCCAAGUUGCUGUUCCCGAUUCUGGCCGUGGCAUUCUCUUCGCUCUUCGCCGCUGCAUAUGCUGCACGUGUGAACUGCAUGCCUGCAGUGCUGGUUGCCUUCCUCUUAUUCGAGCUGUCUGUGGGUAUGUACUUCCCGUGCACAUCGGCCCUGAAGAGUGAUGUGGUUCCGGAUCAGAAACGCGCUCUCAUCUACAGCCUUUAUCGCGUGCCGUUGAAUGGCUUUGCUUUGGGUGUGCUGCUUGGAGUACCUUCCCAGACCUCCGCCUUGGCGUUGUGUGGAGCUGUCCUGUGCGUGGUGGCCGUGUGGGCUGUGCUGAUGCCAUCGAAGUUGGCACAAAGAAUGGCCGACUGAUUUCUGCCUGGUGUAGUUUUGCCACAAAGAUGGCGAAUGGGCAGUGGCUCUCCUGAGACGAAUCCGGUGGGAGUACUGUUUUGGA